UGGGGUUCCAUACCAUUCCAAUCCUGCUCACUGAACCAAACGGACCCUUACACAAUUCAAUUAUUAGAAUGAAUAUACAAUAAACAAUUCAAAUAAAAUUUCACUUCACUAAAUUUUUCCUACAUAUUAGACACAAUGUAUAAAACAAACUUAAAAGAUUACUACUGUAAAUAACCGUAAAUCCGUAAUAUAUAAGUAUUUUGAAAAAGGAAACCAUAAAACUUUUGUAUACUUCGAGUAGUUGAGAAGAUAGAAGAGAAGUGCAUUAAAUAACGUCGCUUAUUUCAAUCAGUUAACGCUUUUUUUUAUGACAUUUUACGACACCUUCUUCAACCUUCUCUCUCUUCAUUAAAAACUCUCUUUUCCUCACCACCUACUCUCUUUCUACAUUAUUCAUUCAUUAUUCAUCACUUGUCUUAUAUACCCAUCAAAAAAGAUACUUCUACUAAACAAAUUAAUUGAAUUGGUAGUAGGUUUUAUAGAAUGCCAACUCAAAUCCAAGUCAAACACGCUGCUUAUCCGGCGGAAAAUUCUUUACCCAUUUGUUAAAUUAAUUGAAAAACCUAAACAAACAGUUGGGUUUUGUUCUAAAUCCAAUUUGGAAAUAUGGGUAAUCGAUUUAUUUGUAUGUCGAAGAAAGAUACUAAAGUUACUGGAUCAAAAAGUAAGAGAAUUGGAAGGUCUCAAAGGAAAUUAUUGGAAGAUGAAGAAGUUGCUUUACAUAGAAGAGCUUUAUCAAUGGCGAUUCAUCAACAUCAAUUGUCUCAGAGAUUUGAAGGAGCUUCCAUGUCUCGUAGAAUUGGUUCUACUUCUCGCCGCCGCACACUUUCUGACCCUUUUUCUAAUUCUAAACAGGCUCCUGAUUUCUUGGAAAGUCUAAAAGGACACCGAAUUGUUCUAGUCCAUGGUGAAGGCUUCGGUGCAUGGUGUUGGUACAAAAGCAUUGCUUUAUUAGAAGAAUCUGGAUUACUUCCUGUUGCUUUAGAUCUUAGUGGUUCUGGUAUAGAUACUAAGGAUACAAAUUCAAUUGCUACUCUGGUUGAUUAUUCCAAGCCACUCAUCACAUAUAUAGAGAACCUUCCAGAAGAUGAAAAGGUUAUAUUGGUUGGCCAUGGAUGUGGCGGUGCAUCUCUUUCGUAUGCUAUGGAGCACUUUCCAUCGAAGAUUUCCAAGGCAAUUUUUGUCUCUGGCACGAUGGUGUGCAGUGGACAGAGGCCAUUCGAUGUUUUCAAUGAACAGCUUGGUUCUUCAGAAGAUUUUAUAAAGGAAUCACAAUUCUUAAUUCAUGGAAACGGCACUGAUAAUCCUCCGACAGCGUUCAUGUUGGAGAAGCAGCACAUGAAGGCUUUAUAUUUUAACCAGAGCCCUCUUAAGGAUAUAGCAUUGGCAAUGGUGUCGAUGAGACCAGUCCCUGUGGGGCCAAUAAUGGAGAAGCUCGUGUUAUCACCCGAAAAGUAUGGUUCUGUUCGGCGUUACUACAUUCAAACACUAGAUGAUCGGGCACUUUCACCAGACAUCCAAGAAAAGCUAGUUAGAGAAAACCCACCGGAAGGAGUGUACAAGAUUAAAGGUAGUGAUCACUGCCCUUUCUUCUCGAAACCCCAAUCGCUUCAUAAACUUUUACUCGAGAUAGCCCAAAAAGAAUAGGCGAAGAUAAUCGUAAAACAUUCAAUGGGGUUGUAGGGUAUUCCUGAUUGUUAUUGAAGGUUGAAAUUGUACAGGAGAAAGAUAAAGGUUUUUACUUAUAAAUUCUGUACUGCCUCAUUUCUUUUUGCUAUUUAUACAGGCAAAAUAUUGGAAUUCUUUUUUUUUUUAAUACAUCAACUAUGCUGCAAUUUACGUAGGAAAUUCGGGUGUUGUGUUUAUGGUUAAACCAAAUAAUCAUUUAUGUUGCUUUUAGAUUUUGUUGGAAA
Amaranthus tricolor (Joseph's coat) is the source of this 1913-nucleotide messenger RNA. Its product is annotated as putative methylesterase 14, chloroplastic. Bases 607 to 1647 code for a protein of 346 amino acids. The transcript is spliced from 5 exons. Gene Ontology annotation, biological process: salicylic acid metabolic process; jasmonic acid metabolic process. NCBI's taxonomy places the organism in Eukaryota, Viridiplantae, Streptophyta, Magnoliopsida, Caryophyllales, Amaranthaceae. The record is from RefSeq and is a predicted model, not a curated record. Gene Ontology annotation, molecular function: methyl salicylate esterase activity; methyl jasmonate esterase activity; methyl indole-3-acetate esterase activity.